AUGGCCGACUUCGAGGACCAGGACUGGAAGCCCGGCGCCCUCAACCUGCGGCGCGAGGUGCACGUGCGAACGACCUCCAAAACCUACGUCGUGACGCAGGACGCCAACUCGUCCGAGCCCGGCGCCAUGCUCUGGGAGGUGUCCAUCAUCGUCGCGAAGCUCCUCGACGCGGGCGCGCUCGGCGACGACGCGGAUCUGGCGGGACGGGCCGUCUUGGAGCUCGGCGCCGGCUGCGCGGUCGCGGGCAUGGCCUACGCGCUGAGGGGCGCGCGCGUGACCUUCACGGACCUGCCGGCGCUCUGCGGCCACGUGCGUGACAACGUCGCGCGGAACCUCGGGCCCGACGGCUACCGGGUGGUGCCCUACGACUGGUGCGACGGCCGCCCGGCGACGCUCGUUGGCGAGGCGUUCGACGUGGUCCUCGGCACGGACUGCGUCUACCACGCGCACCUCGUGGAGCCGUUCCUCGACGCGCUCGACGCCGUCGCGGGGCCGCGGACGACGGUGGUCCUCGCGUUCGAGCGCCGCGACGAGGCCGUGCUCGCGGCGUUCGAGCGGGGGCUCCGCGACAUGUUCAAGUGCCGGCCCCUGCUGUCCACGAAGAAGCUGCGGGCGAUCCUCGGCGACGACGUGCUCCUGCGGCCGGCGGACGACGGCGGCGAGCCGGACGCGCGCUGGCUCAGCAUCCUCGUCUGCAAGAAGCGCAAGUCGUACCGCGGCGACCGGUCCCGGCGCGCGCGCGCGGACGGCGGCGCCAAGGCCGCCUUCGACGCGACGCGCGCCGCCUUCCUCGCGGAGCGGGGGCUCGACUAG
Molecule: messenger RNA, 813 nt
Organism: Aureococcus anophagefferens
Lineage: Eukaryota; Pelagophyceae; Pelagomonadales; Pelagomonadaceae
Exons: 1
Coding region: 1-813 (270 amino acids)
Source: RefSeq, a predicted model, not a curated record